Molecule: messenger RNA, 2229 nt
Organism: Triplophysa rosa
Lineage: Eukaryota; Metazoa; Chordata; Actinopteri; Cypriniformes; Nemacheilidae
Gene: bin3
Product: bridging integrator 3
Exons: 9
Coding region: 153-914 (253 amino acids)
Biological process (GO): actin cortical patch localization; endocytosis; plasma membrane tubulation
Cellular component (GO): actin cortical patch; cytoplasm
Molecular function (GO): protein binding; lipid binding
Source: RefSeq, a predicted model, not a curated record
GCUUGCCGUAGUUUAAUUCCUCGCGACCUCUGACUUCAAACAAACUUCUCUACUUCCUGCUCGCUCUUCGGCUCUCAAAGGUUAUGAAAAGGCAAUGGUUUUAAAUCAAAAGCAGUAUAUUUCGACUGAUUUGGAUUAAAUUGGAGCGCAAGAUGAGCUGGAUUCCUUUCAAACUCGGACAACCGAAGAAACAAAUAGUUUCAAAAACAGUUGAAAGAGACUUUGAGCGGGAAUAUGAGAAGCUCCAAAAGUUGGAAGAACAGACAAAGAAGCUUCACAAAGACAUGAAGAAAAGCACAGACGCUGAUUUAGCCAUGUCCAAAGCAGCAGUGAAGAUCUCAGGAGACUUGUUGGGUAAUCCACUGUGUGAGCAGGAUCAGGCCUUCUUGGAGUCUAUGACCGCUCUAGAUACAGCCAUGAAGAGAAUGGAUGCGUUCAAUCAGGAGAAGGUCAAUCAGAUUCAGAAGACUGUGAUCGACCCUUUGAAAAAGUACAGCAGUGUGUUUCCCAGUCUGAACAUGUCAGUGAAACGAAGGGAACAAGCUCUUCAAGAUUACAAGAGACUCCAGUCGAAAGUAGAGAAGUAUGAAGAAAAAGAGAAGACGGGGCCCAUCAUGGUCAAACUCCAUCAGGCCAGGGAAGAACUGAAGCCCGUCAGAGAAGAGUUUGAGGCCAAGAACAAGCAGCUUUUGGAUGAGAUGCCGAAAUUCUACAACAGUCGCAUCGACUACUUUCAGCCCAGCUUUGAGGCGCUGAUACGAGCUCAGGUGGCCUAUUUUACAGAGAUGCACACGAUCUUCACAGAACUGACCGAUCAGAUUGACCAGGGCGGGCUGACAGAUGAACAGAGAAAACAGGAGAACGAGUCCAAGCUGAACGAGUUGCGCUCUCUGUCCAUCGUGGCCGAUGACUGAUCUGCAAAACAAUCUGUGUCAUAUUCUCUGAUGAACAACAAAUGAAGACUUCUUGUAGCAUAAGUAGACUUUUAAUGAUGUUUCUUUAAGACACGUCAAGCAGGGAUGGAUUUUGUUACGUAUUUUUUUUUCUUUCUUUGGCCUGUUUUUAGAAGCUUGUUGUUUUUAAUCUUGUUCAUACCGAUGACGCAUGAAAGAACACUAGCUGAUGUCAUUUUUUAUGAAAUUGGUCGAUUCAGGAAGUCUUUAGAUCUUUUCCUCCAUUUCCAUGUCUCAUUCAAAAAUUAGACCGUUUUGUUGAACAAACUUAAUUAUUAUUAUAUCACUACAGCUAAAGUUGACAUUUAGGCAGAUUAUUAAAAUACUUUACUGAAUAUCGUAAUACUUUCUAAAUCUCAAGUUUAAAUGGUAAAACGUUUUUAAGUUGUUUUGUUGUCAAUUAUUUGUAGCAAGUUUAGUUUACUACUGGAGAUAUUUUCCCCCACUAUCUCUUGCUGUUUGUGUCAUCACAAAAUUGUGUAACACUGGAAUCUUGCAGGUAAUUUAGACCUUUAAGGUUUUAGGAGAGGAUGUAUUAAUCAAUGACAAAUGUAAAAUAUCGGUUUAGUAGAAUUGUCAAAACCGACAGAAAUCAUAUUUGCGUUACAACUGUUAAGAUUCUUGGUAGGAUUCUGAUGUAUAGUGAGUGGACCACAUGCAUUUGAAUUAUACUCUGGCUCCCUCUACUGACCGAUAAUUUUUUUUUAUUUGAUCGUGAUUUUAUUCUCAUCUCUGUUUGUGAACUAAUGAAGAAAGAUGUCUUUAUAAAUACUAAUAGUUUAUAGCCAUAAUCCGCAAGUACUGUUAAGAACAUUGAUUAAAAUAUGUGGCUUGAAUUAUUGGUGCUAAAAUGGGUUUUAACGUUAUUAAGGGUGAUCCGAAACAAUACUGACAAAGUAUUUCUUUGUAGUGUUCAUUGUUUUUACAUUACUGGUUAUUAAUUUCUGACAUGGAGUGAAUAUUUAAAUGCUUUUGUUAAUUGUAUUGCCUGUUGUUGCUAGCCACACCAAGGUUAAGGGUUUUCAUCCAAGCAAGCACACAAAGGUCUACCUUUAAUGCAUUGCCUGUUAUUUUGGAAAAAUGGUCUGCCCAAUUAAUAAGUGUAAGCGGUACUUUAUCUUUAUAUUGUGUUCUAACUUUGGCUCUGAAGAAUUAUUGUUCGACUCUGAAUGUUUGGGAUUCUGUUAUACACACUGAAAUCAUAGCCUGAGGUUUUAACAAAUGUGUUUAAUUCAAGUAUUUGGUUUCGUUUCAUAUUGUGUUUGGUAGUAUGGAU